AUGUAUGCCGUAGUGAUUAUCCAGGUGAGGUUAGAUUUACCAGUGUGGAAACAGCAAAAUGGGAGGUUAUUCAAAGGAUUGAAGUCAAUAAAGGAAAGCUGCCACAAUUUUUGUACUGCUAUUUCUAGAGAUGUCACUUAUAAGGAACUGAAAAACCUGCUGAAUUCCAAAAACAUUAUGUUAAUUGACGUUCGAGAGACAUGGGAAGUCCUUGAGUAUGGAAAAAUCCCUGGUUCUGUCAAUAUCCCAUUGGACAAAGUGGGCAAAGCUCUACAGAUGAACCCAAAAGACUUCAAAGAGAAGUACCAUGAAGUAAAGCCAUCCAAAGCUGACAAUCUAGUGUUUUCUUGUUUAGCUGGAGUGAGAAGCAAGAAGGCGCUGGACACAGCAGUAUCUCUGGGCUUUCACAGUGCUCAACACUAUGCUGGAGGAUGGAAGGAAUGGGUAACCUAUGACUUUUCAGAGAAGAAACAAGGAAAUUGAAUUCUGGAAUGAAUACAAGUUGCAUUUUUCCUUGCAUCCAUGCAGCCUAGGUGACUGGAAUGAGCAAAAGAAUAAAAAUCUAGUCCUGGUACCUUUGAA
Molecule: messenger RNA, 582 nt
Organism: Carlito syrichta (Philippine tarsier)
Lineage: Eukaryota; Metazoa; Chordata; Mammalia; Primates; Tarsiidae
Gene: TSTD3
Product: thiosulfate sulfurtransferase (rhodanese)-like domain containing 3
Exons: 4
Coding region: 1-483 (160 amino acids)
Cellular component (GO): mitochondrion
Molecular function (GO): thiosulfate-cyanide sulfurtransferase activity
Source: RefSeq, a predicted model, not a curated record